AUGAAAGCCCUAGCCCUACCUUCCCUUUCUUACUGUCCAGAUUCCUUCCUUUCCCACAACUCUAUUUCAUCCAAUUACUGUACCACCUUAACAACCAAAUUUCGCACUGUUCGCACUGUGAAAUGUUGCGUUUCAGCACCAUCAUUAGUGAACCACUUGGUCAAGUUCAAGGAAGCAGCGAAAGAUGGGAAUUUGAUUCCAUUGUAUAAGCCAAUAUUUUCAGAUCACUUGACUCCGGUGCUGGCGUACCGAUGCUUGGUGAAGGAAGAUGACAGGGAGGCCCCUAGCUUUCUAUUCGAGUCAGUUGAACCUGGCUUGAAUGCUUCCAGCGUUGGGCGAUAUAGUGUGAUUGGGGCUCAGCCAACCAUGGAAGUUGUUGCAAAAGAGAAUAAGGUGACCUUAUUGGACCACCAUGAGGGACAGAGGACAGAGGUGUUUGAGGAGGAUCCGAUGGCUAUUCCUCGUAGGGUUAUGGAGAAAUGGAAGCCCCAAGGCAUCGACGAGCUCCCUGAAGCAUUUUGUGGUGGUUGGGUUGGUUAUUUUUCAUAUGAUACAGUGCGUUAUGUAGAAAAGAAAAAGCUACCAUUUUCAAAUGCUCCCAAGGAUGACAGAAACCUUCCUGAUGUUCAUCUAAGCCUUUAUGACGAUGUGAUCGUGUUUGAUCAUGUGGAGAAGAAAGCAUAUGUGAUACACUGGGUAAGGUUGGAUCAGUUCUCUUCUGUUGAAGAGGCCUACAAUGAUGGGAUGAAUCGAUUAGAAGCCUUAUUGUCAAGAGUGCAUGAUAUAGUGCCUCCUAGGCUACCUUCAGGUUCAGUUAAACUGUCUACUAGCCUUUUUGGCACUUCAUUAAGUCAGUCCACCAUGACAAGAGAAGAAUAUCAGAAAGCAGUAAGACAAGCUAAGGAGCAUAUCCUUGCUGGAGAUAUAUUUCAGAUAGUGCUAAGUCAGCGAUUUGAACGGCACACUUUUGCGGAUCCAUUUGAAGUCUACAGAGCAUUAAGAAUCGUUAAUCCGAGUCCAUAUAUGACUUAUUUACAAGCUAGAGGGAGUAUCCUGGUUGCUUCAAGUCCCGAAAUUCUUACUCGAGUUAAGAAGAGAAAGAUCACUAAUCGCCCUUUGGCUGGGACUAUUCGGAGAGGCAAGACACCAGAAGAAGAUUAUAUGUUGGAAAAUCAGCUUUUGCAUGAUGCAAAACAGUGUGCAGAACACAUUAUGCUUGUUGACUUGGGAAGAAAUGAUGUUGGAAAGGUUUCAAAACCUGGUUCUGUGAAGGUGGAGAAGCUCAUGAACAUAGAGCGCUAUUCCCACGUCAUGCACAUCAGUUCCACAGUUACUGGUGAGUUGCUUGAUCAUUUAACUAGCUGGGAUGCUCUGCGUGCAGCAUUGCCAGUUGGAACCGUUAGUGGUGCUCCAAAGGUGAAAGCUAUGGAAUUGAUAGAUCAACUAGAAGUUACAAGGCGUGGGCCAUAUAGUGGUGGAUUUGGAGGCAUUUCUUUCACUGGAGAUAUGGAUAUUGCUUUAGCUUUGAGGACUAUCGUUUUCCCAACCUCUAUGCGUUAUGAUACAAUGUACUCAUACAAGGAUAAGAGUACGCGUCAAGAUUGGGUUGCCCAUCUCCAAGCCGGGGCUGGCAUAGUGGCUGACAGUGAUCCUGCUGAUGAACAGAGUGAGUGUGAAAACAAGGCUGCUGCUCUUGCUCGAGCCAUUGAUCUUGCCGAGUCAUCAUUUGUUGAAAAGUAA
Molecule: messenger RNA, 1740 nt
Organism: Fraxinus pennsylvanica
Lineage: Eukaryota; Viridiplantae; Streptophyta; Magnoliopsida; Lamiales; Oleaceae
Source: the annotation of a GenBank genome assembly